AUGACUCAAACGAUCUCCCCUUCUGUCAUAAGUUACACAAAAGAGGAUUCGAAUGGUUAUGGAGAUAGCGAAUGUGUUGAUGUUGCUUGUCACGAUUACCAUAUGCCUAAGGAAGUCGAAUCAUUUGAUUCCAUUAUGAAGAAGGCUGGCUUCAAUGUAGCAGGUAAUGGUAAUAUUGGCAAUGGGAAAUUUCAUCAAGCCGCUAAGAGGAAGGUUCCUUUAUUUUCUGAAAGUAAAGUGAAACCUCUAAGCUCUGAAGAAGGUAUUAGGCUAAUGGCUUCCCAAAGCAAAAGAAGACCUUCUUUUGGCAACUUUCAGAGGUAUCCUUUGGUAGCCAGAGCUGUGGCGAAAUCACCACUGGCUAAGAAGAAGGUGAGUAAUGCAGCUGCGGUAAGACUAAGAGCAAAUGCUUCUAAACCAAAUCAACACAGAGAUGAAAGCUGGUCAAAUAAACUUGGAGUCAUCCCCCGGGUUAUACAACAAAACCGGAUUACCAAAGAUCUUAGCCCACGGGAGAAAGUUCUCAAGGUGUUGCGUCUUUUCAGACUUGUGCAUGAUGAGUUUGAUCGUGACAGGGUACCACGACGAGGUGAAUCAAAAACUGCAGCGAGCAGGGCACAUCUCAGGACUCGGAAGGUUCUCAUGGAAAGGGGGAUGCAACUGAACGAGAAAAAGAUGAUUGGACCAGUCCCUGGAAUCGAGGUUGGAGAUGAGUAUCAAUUCAAAGCAGAGCUCAACAUAAUAGGUCUUCACUUUAACAUGAGGGGUGGGAUUGAUUACAUGGAGGAAGGGAACAAGAAACUAGCUACGAGCAUUGUUUCAUCGGAAGGUAGUGGUUACACCGAUAGUUGUGGUUCUGAUGUGAUGUUUUACUGUGGUGAAGGAGGUCACAAGGGUGUUAAAGUAAUCAAAGAUCAGAAGCUUGUUGCGGGAAACUUGGCUUUAGCUAAUAGCAUGGAGAUAAAGACUCCAGUGCGAGUGAUACUUGGCAAAGAGAGAUUGGACCAUAGAGGAAAGGAUUAUGUGUAUGAUGGUCUAGACAUGGUUGACAAGUACUGGACAGAGAAAGGACCUCACGGUAACAUCAUGUACAAGUUUAAGCUUAGUAGAGUUGCUGGUCAACAUUCUCUUGACUUUUCAAAGGGUUAGUGCGAG
Camelina sativa (false flax) is the source of this 1155-nucleotide messenger RNA. NCBI's taxonomy places the organism in Eukaryota, Viridiplantae, Streptophyta, Magnoliopsida, Brassicales, Brassicaceae. The record is from RefSeq and is a predicted model, not a curated record.